AUGGCCUCGACUCUUGCUGUUGGCCUUGGCGUGGCCACUGCUGCCUUCCUGGGCCGUGCCGGUCUGGUCGCCUACCGCCGCUCUCAGGGUGCCGUUAAUGCCGCUGGAAAGGCUUUCUACAAGGGUGGAUUCGAGCAACGUAUGAACCGCAAGGAAGCCUCCCUUAUCCUCGAACUUCCUGAGCGAACUUUGAACAAGGACAAGGUGCGCAAGAAGCACCGCCAGCUCAUGCUCCUCAACCACCCCGAUCGUGGUGGCAGUCCUUACUUGGCGACCAAAAUCAACGAAGCCAAAGAAUUCCUCGACAAACACACCUAA
Penicillium angulare is the source of this 318-nucleotide messenger RNA. It is a transcript of the gene pam18, whose product is annotated as putative mitochondrial DnaJ chaperone (Tim14). The coding region runs from base 1 to 318 and encodes 105 amino acids. Gene Ontology annotation, biological process: protein import into mitochondrial matrix. Gene Ontology annotation, molecular function: ATPase activator activity. The transcript is spliced from 4 exons. Lineage: Eukaryota; Fungi; Ascomycota; Eurotiomycetes; Eurotiales; Aspergillaceae. Gene Ontology annotation, cellular component: PAM complex, Tim23 associated import motor. The record is from RefSeq and is a predicted model, not a curated record.